AUGUCACUUAGUGCUCUGAGUAGGAAAGAGAAAGAAAAAAUCAUCCACCAACUAGUAUUACAGGCUCCUCCAGGGGAAUUUGUAAAUGUUUUUGAUAAUCUCUGUCUGCUGAUCCAUGAUGAAAAACUCAUGCACCAUCAAGGUGAGUACGCAGGCCACCAGCAUUGCCAAAAGUAUUCUGUCCCGCUCUGUCUCGAUGGAAACCCAGUACUCUUGUCUCACCACAAUGUAGUGGGGGACUUCCAAUUUGUUGACCAACAAAGCAAGCUUUCUUUCAGAUUCGACCUGCUUCAAAACCAGUUAAAAGACAUUCAAAGUCAUGGGGUCAUCUGGAAUGAGACAGAAUACGUGAGAACGGUUGUUCUGUACGCCUUAAAAUUGUAUGUGAAUGAUCACUACCCAGCAGGAAAUGGCAACGUGCUGAGGAAAACGAAAAACAAGGAGUUCUUGAUAGCCUGCAUUGAGGAUCACAGCUAUGAAACAAGAGGGUGCUGAAAUGGCCUUUGGAAGUCUAAAUGGAUCUUCCAAAUAAAUCCAUUUCUAACCCAGGUAACAGGAAGAAUUUUUGUGAAAGCUCACUUCUUCAGGUGCGUCAACCUGCAUAUUGAAAUCUCCAAGGACCUGAAAGAAAGCUUGGAAAUAGUUAACCAAGGGCAACUGGCUCUCAAUUUUGCAAGGCUUGUGGAAGAGCAACAGAAUAAAUUUCAAGCUGCUGUUCUAGAAGAAUUACAGGAGUUAUCAAAUGAAGCCCUGAGGAAAAUUUUACGAAGAGAUCUUCCAGUGACCCGCACUCCGAUUGACUGGCAGAGGAUCCUCUCUGACUUGAAUCUGGUGAUGUAUCCUAAAUUAGGAUGUGUCAUUUAUUCAAGGAGUGUUUUGAGCAACUGGAUCAUAUAA
Molecule: messenger RNA, 897 nt
Organism: Manis javanica (Malayan pangolin)
Lineage: Eukaryota; Metazoa; Chordata; Mammalia; Pholidota; Manidae
Gene: CAPZA3
Product: capping actin protein of muscle Z-line subunit alpha 3
Biological process (GO): actin cytoskeleton organization; barbed-end actin filament capping
Cellular component (GO): F-actin capping protein complex; cortical cytoskeleton
Molecular function (GO): actin filament binding
Source: RefSeq, a predicted model, not a curated record